AAAGUGUGUGCGUGUUUGUGUGUGUGUGUGUGUGUGUGUGUAGCCCCGAAAGUGAGCUGGAUGAUGAACUGAGCUGCAAAUAAGACACAAAUCUUCAACAGAAAAGCGGCACGGAGCCGUUUUUCACUGACUGAGUGAUGUGAAAAAUCCCGAUCGGGAAGAUCUUGCCUGGCCGAGCAGACUGGAGAGAAGAAGCAGGACUUUUCGUGCCUUUUUGGUGCUCACGCUGGCCAUCAGAUGACCAAGUUGUGAAAAGUCUAUCUGCACGGUCCUUUGCAGUUUUCACCUCGAUACUUCGUAUUAGAGUCAUGGCUAUCUUGUCCUCCUCCUCCAAUCUCCUGCUCCUUCUCCUGAUUUCCUCCCCGGAUUGGCUGUCCACCCCAGGAUCUGCAUUUCUGAUGGACCAAGACCACACAACAUCAUCAGCUCCCUUUGAACCUCAUUUCACAGAGUGCAUAUCAAGGGACCAGGAGACAUUCCGAUGUUGGUGGAGUCCAGGCAACUUCCACAACCUGUCCUCUCCUGGAGCACUCAGAGUUUUUUACCUGAAAAAAAACGGGCCCACCAGUGAAUGGAAAGAGUGUCCAGAGUACAUCCAUUCAAACAGGGAGUGCUUCUUCGAUGCUAACCACACCUCCAUUUGGGUCACCUACUGCAUGCAGCUCCGCAGCCAAAAUAUCACCUAUUUCGACAAAAAAGACUGUUUCACUGUGGAGAAUAUCGUGCGUCCUGACCCACCAGUGUCUCUAAACUGGACUCUGCUGAAUAUAAGUCCCUCUGGGCUAAGUUAUGAUGUCAUGGUCAACUGGGAGCCUCCGCCCUCUGCAGACAUCGAGGCAGGCUGGAUGCGUAUUGAGUACGAGAUCCAGUACAGAGAAAGAAAUACCACAAAGUGGGAAGCAUUAUCGACGCAGCCUCAGACCCAGCAGACAAUCUACGGCCUGCGCAUAGGAACGGAGUACGAAGCGCACAUCCGCUGCAGGAUGCAGGCCUUCACAAAGUUUGGAGAGUUCAGUGACUCCGUCUUCAUUCAAGUGACUGAGAUUCCCAGCAAAGAGUCUUCUUUCCCGCUCAGACUGGUUCUUGUUUUUGGGGUUGUGGGCAUCCUCAUAGUCAUCACGCUAAUUGUCAUCUCCCAGCAGCACAGAUUAAUGAUGAUUCUGUUGCCACCGGUUCCUGCACCCAAAAUUAAAGGCAUCGAUCCAGAGCUGCUAAAGAAGGGGAAACUGGAUGAGUUUAAUCUAAUCCUGAGUGGUGGAGGAAUGGGUGGCCUGCCAACUUAUACGCCAGAUUUCUACCAAGAUGAACCAUGGGUGGAGUUCAUCGAGGUGGAUGCCGAGGAUGCAGAUGCUGUAGAGAAAGAGGACAACCAGCGCUCAGACACCCAGAGGCUUCUGGGUCAGCCCCGACGCGUUAGUCACCACGUGAAUAUGGGGUGCACCAAUGCCAUCAGCUUCCCUAAUGAUGACUCAGGCCAAGCCACCUGUUAUGACCCAGAUGUGCCCGACCAAGACACCCUGAUGCUGAUGGCCACACUGCUGCCAGGCCAACCUGAGGACAGAGAAGCCUCCUUCGAUAAUGUAGAAAGAGGUCCAACCCCAGAGACAUGCGAGAGGCCCCUCAUCCAAACCCAAACUGAAGGGCCCCAGACUUGGGUCAACACAGACUUCUAUGCCCAGGUCAGCAACGUGAUGCCCUCUGGAGGAGUGGUGCUGUCUCCUGGUCAGCAACUGAGAAUCCAGGAGAGCACUUCAGCCACAGAGGAUGAAACACAAAAGAAGGCAAACGAGCACAAAGGCAGCAAGGAGAUGAAGGAGGAUAAAAAGCAGAAGGAGUUGCAGUUUCAUUUACUAGUAAUGGAUCCUGAAGGAAACGGCUACACCACGGAGAGCAACACCCAGCAGAUCAGCACUCCCCCUAGCUCCCGCAUGCCUGGAGAGGGAUAUCACACCAUACACCCUCAGCCAGAGGAGACCAAACCUGCAGCCACAGCAGAGGAUAGUCUGUCACCUUACAUUCUUCCUGACUCUCCACAGUCCCAGUUCUUUGCCCCUGUUGCAGACUACACAGUGGUACAGGAGGUGGGCAGUCAGCACAGUCUGCUCCUCAACCCGCCUCCCCAUCAGUCUCCCCCUCCCUGCCUACCACAGCAUCCCCUCAAGGCCCUUCCUGCUAUGCCUGUAGGUUACAUCACCCCAGACCUUCUGGGGAACCUCUCACCGUGAAAUGACAGUGCCAUUAGGCCUUUAGGUGUAGAGAUGAUUGACAAGGAAGUCACCUGCAUUCGCAGAAGCUUCUUUCUACCUGAUUCCUGCUGGAAACCAUAUAAUUUUCAGCACACAGUGUAGGUGAGCACAUACAGGUGUUUGUUUUGAAAGGAUGCUAAAAGGGAGACAUGAGAAGCUACAAGCUGUAUUCUUGACUCUUUUACAUCUGCUCCAUCUAUUGAUUUGAUGCAGCGGCAGCCAAAUGUAAACAAACCAAAUGCACAGUUUCCUCUAUUUGCUCACAUCCAUGCACAACACACACACACACAGUUAACAGGCUGAGACUGUGAUUGUAAUGAGUGCAAAAGCAUUAGCUCACUUCUUAACUGCCUCGGGUCGCAUUACACCAGUCGCUAGCUGUGUUUGCGAGCAAUGACAAUGUUGUCUUAAUCUUACAGAGAGAUGUCAGCGUGUGAUAGAUUGGGAGAAGACAAGCACAUUCUAGUCAUGUAUUUCACGCCACAUGGAGAAGAAGUGAUUGCUGUUGUUGGUACCUCUUGCUGGCAGAGGUGUUUUGCCGCCCAAUUGUGGCUUAUUUUAUAUUCUAAAAUUUCUUAUGUCAUCAUGUCAUCUUCUUAGUACUUCAAUAGAAAUAUAUUUUUUUAUACAAAAAGGCAUUAGCUUAAAGAAAAACCCACCAUGAGAUACAGUUGAAAACACAACUAUGCAGUUUUACCUCACAUUCCUGGCUUCAUUUUGUUUAAUGGUACGCUGUUCAUAUUUUCAUGAAUAAGUGGCCAAAUGUAGAUGAUAUGAUGUCACACUAGAGUUUAAUAGAAGAAAUACUUUCAGCAAAUGUUAAAAACAUCCAGCAGGCUAUGAAUGUACACACAGAGACAUGAGUAUUCGGGACAAAAUGUCACCAUCCUCUCAUUGAAUAAUAGUACCAUUUUAUCUCUUUCCUUCUGUGGGGGAUACUGAAUGGCAUUCUUGGAAAUGAAGGAAAUCACAAACUGAAGGAGAAGUAGAGGUGACAAAUUCAAUAUUUGUUUCAAUUUCAAUAUUUCUUCCUAAACUAAUUCCCAGAAUGCAGUGCAGAUUGCCGGCUGAUUCUACGUGUCCCAGCAGCAUGAACUGAGUUGAUUUAUUGUCAUUUUAUUCUGACAUGCGUACUGAACAUGUCAGUUCUUGUAGCAAGAGGAAGGACGUAUUCAGAUUCAUUUAUUCAUUGCUCAGUAACAACAGUGUAGUGUAGUACACUGAGCACCCCCAAGUGCCUUGCUCAUGGGCAUGAUGAUAAAGUCGUUUAGCAGAGGGGAAGGGACAUGGACACACACACACGCACACACACCCAGCACACAUCCAGCAUUUCAUCCUGCAGCCAAGUCGCAGCCAGCGCUCACUCAUAACCUGUCACUUUAAUGGAAACCUCUUAGGAGUCAUCUUUCAAAUCUGGAGUUGUAUUCUUCUCAUGUUGCGUUGUUAUUGCAGGGACAGCAACUGGAAUAAGUUGAAAGACUGUGAAAGUGUGUAAUAGCUGUAAUUAGCUAACAUUUUAUACUUAUUAUCUGCCAAGUAUACCAUGUUAACAAGCUGUGCCUAUGAUAGUGUUAUUGGCUUGCCAUUUCUGUGCUAAAAUAUAAUUAUGAUUUUUGCAUUGCUAUGUACAGCUAAGUACAGCUAUGUAUUGGCGAAUUGGUGUAAAGCCUUUGUGCGUAGAUUCACUACUAAAAACAUUAACCUGCAUGCACAUGAACACACACACACACACAUUUCUGAGGCCACUAAACCCAAAUUUGUUCAUUUCAGAUAAUGCUUGUAAAGCUUAUCACAAUUUCCAGGUCAAAUGUUUUGAUUAUGAUUAGGUGCUGAAAGACUUUACAUGACUUCCAAGUUCUAGUUUGAUAGAGCAGUAAAUUCAUAGCUAGAAAUUAGUAUUUUUCAGAAAAUCUGAAUCCGAUAAGACAUGGACUCCUAGUUACUUUGCUUUUAAUAACCAAAUUCAAGUUGUUAUGUAGGCAGAAUCUGUUGCUCACUCACAUUACAGUGGAAAAUUACCCUCGGUUAUUUGACAGUCUAAUCAGUAAUCCAUGUAAUAAUGGUCUUUGUGGGUGAGAGGAUAGCAGAGUUUUCAUCCCAUUAAUUCUACAACCACAAAAGCUUUGACAAUGUGUCUGUGACACUCACAGCAGCAUAGCAUACUGCAUUAAAGAAGCAAACUAAGCUUAGUUCAAUAUAGAGCAUGCAAUGAGUGUGGAUUUGUUAUACAACAUAAUGAAUUUCAUUUCAACAAGCCCAUGAAUGAGUCAGAAGCAUUGCUAGUAUAAACAUCAAGGCAGCCUUCAAAUAGUCACACCACACCUUAAACAAAACAUACACAACUUCACAGUGUUUAGGAGAUUUGGAAUCAUGUUGUUCAGGAAUCAUCCUUGAGAUAAGCAGGCCAAUGACACAGUAAGAAUAGGUCUCUUGUAUCAGACAAUCUCAUAAUGAAGAGAAACAAAGCAAGAGCCAUGAACUGACAAUUUUUUAAUGUGAAUAUGGUAGAUAUGUGCCAUUUAUCUCUUUGUGUGUCUUUCUUUUUUUGAAUAAAGCUCAGUGUUCUGUUGUUGUUGCCUAGUGCUGAUGAUACCAGCAAGUCAAUGCUGUUGCAGAAAAGUCUUAAUAUAUUUACUAGUGCCGUAAAAUUGCGAGUAUGUAUUUUUUUAUUUCACUAAUCACAACGUAUUGCUGCUCAGUACAUGUAUUUUCCCUGCGUUCGGCCUUACUGUGGUGGGAUGGGGUCAUUCAAGCGAGUACAAAGACCACUAUUGUGUUCAUGUAUAAAUGUUUGUGAAAACGUUCAAAUUGGAUGGCAUUCGACAAUGUUCUGCAUAAGAGGGAUUGGAUUAUUUGUCUGAUUUAUCUGUACAGCCGUCUGGAACAGUAGGACUGGUUGUGCCCCAGAGUCGAGGCAGUCAUCUCGUGAUGCAUUCACAGUGUUUACGUCCAUCCAAAGAUCCCCAGAAGGCUUUCUGCAUAUAUGAAGGAAGAUCAGAUUAUGGAGAGAAGCACUGGCAAGGUUCUGUUUGUACCAUGGUGAUUGUGAACGUGUGCAAACUGGAAUAUGCAAUGGAAUUAUUAUGAUAUUGAGGAAAAGUUAGAAAAACAAAAAAAAGUUCAAUCACUGAAAGUGUUUUUUUAAAGGGUUACAGUGAGAAAGCUAAAUUGGGAGGUGCUUUUUUUGUUCAAUCUUACCAGCUUACUGUACAGGUGUUUACUACAUUGUUUCUGCAGUUUUUCUUUUUCCUUUUUUAGCCAGUUCACAGUGAGCUCAUUUUUAAUGUAGUGUAAUGUAGUUUGCAACUGUUGUUUCAAGCUUAUAAAUGUUACGGACACUUUAGAGCAAGCACUUUGUACACAUAUAUAUCUGAUGUUUAGCAUUCAGAUUUUCUAUUUUGGACUAAAUCAAGUCUAUGAAUUGCCUGUUAUUACAGAACAUAGAACGUGUUUUUUAUUCAGCACAAUAACCAGACAAUGAGGAUCCUUCUCUAUCAAUAAGCUUCAGUUUUGUUCUACAGAGUUUAUGUUUGUCAGACAUAUUUUACUCUACCAGAUUGAUAGGAUGAUGUACUGUAAUGGAGUAUUUAAUGUGUGCUACAAGAUUUAUGGAUAGAUAGAGCAUAUAGAUAUAGUUUUUAUGAAGUCAUAUCAAAAUAUAGGCAGAGUGAAAUAGUUAUACUGUAACUCAACACUCUUUUUCUCCCACUAUGUGAUUUCAGAAUUUCAUUAUUGAAAAGUACAUUUCAAUGGGCUACAGUGUUUUAUAAAGAUGUAUUAUGGCCUCCAGGUUUCUUGAUGUUGUGUCGGUUCAAGGGUGGCUUUUGUCGCUCUGUUCAGCCUGAAAGUAAUCUUGAGUGUUGGAAUUUGUGCUGGUUGCAGCUCUUUAUCAAACAAAGAGCAUUCAACCAGACAUUUCUUCAGCUUGUUUGGGAAAUAGUUUAAUUCUUGACUUGAGUAAAGUCACACCCUCUUUUUUUAUGGCUAAGUUCAGUGGCUCCACUUUGAAUUUCUAUUCACACGUUAUUUGUCUGCUUUGAGCCCUCAGAUCAACCCACAGCCUUAUCUGACAGCAGAUAUAAAACAGUAAAAAUAAUCCAUAACGUCAGCAGCUGCACUGCAGAUGUAAGUGAGGAAAGACACAUCGCCAUAAUUUAUUUAACUAUUUGUCCUGACUUUGCUACAUUUUUUUCGUGCCUCAAUCAUAACUUUGGAUCCUCUUGAACUUGGAGCCGCUGUCCUUGUCUGUUGGCUGCUGUUUUACUCAAGGCCAAGAACUGUGGUGACCUUUGAUGGGUUGAUGUUGUUGUCUUACCCAGAUGAGCCUUUCUGGUGUUGUAUGUGUGAUCAAUAAGCUCUCAACAAGUUACACAAUAAAUGUAUAUACAGCAUCUCAA
Molecule: messenger RNA, 6643 nt
Organism: Scatophagus argus
Lineage: Eukaryota; Metazoa; Chordata; Actinopteri; Scatophagidae
Gene: ghra
Product: growth hormone receptor a
Exons: 10
Coding region: 309-2225 (638 amino acids)
Cellular component (GO): membrane
Molecular function (GO): protein binding; cytokine receptor activity
Source: RefSeq, a predicted model, not a curated record